This is a messenger RNA of Triplophysa dalaica, 3668 nucleotides long. RefSeq names its product structural maintenance of chromosomes 1A (gene smc1a). NCBI's taxonomy places the organism in Eukaryota, Metazoa, Chordata, Actinopteri, Cypriniformes, Nemacheilidae. Gene Ontology annotation, molecular function: protein binding; DNA binding; ATP binding. The record is from RefSeq and is a predicted model, not a curated record. Gene Ontology annotation, cellular component: nucleus; cohesin complex; chromosome. Gene Ontology annotation, biological process: sister chromatid cohesion.
UUUUACCCUUUUGCCUCCAAAAACAAGAAACAUUCACUUCCACAGUAUCAAAAAUAACACACAUAAUUUACAGUAGCCAUAGUAAAACUAAAGUAUUUGUUGUAAAACUGUAGUAUUUAAAAGCUAUCUGACAUGGUUCCUACAUUUUUACUUUAAAAAUACUAUGGUUGAUUUUAUGAGAGGCAUGUCAGUCAUAUUUACGUCUAUAUAAGGAAAUCAAAGCUGAUAGAGGAAGUCAAGGCCAGGAUCUGAACCAGGUUAACUUGAGCUUAUUUGAUCGGGAUAUAUAAAGAAUGAAAGCAUGUUUUUGCUUUUUACUUUUCCUUCUAAAUGUGCCGUUUUCACAGGUGGAACAGUAUCACAGCCUUAAAGAGGAGGCCAGUAAGCGGGCAGCUGCUUUGGCACAGGAGCUUGAGAAGUUCAACAGGGACCAAAAGGCUGACCAGGAUAGACUGGAUCUGGAGGAAAGGAAGAAGGUUGAGACAGAGGCCAAAAUCAAGCAGAAGAUUCGAGAGGAAAACAAGAAGUGCAUUGAAAAACUGGAGGACUAUAUUGCGAAAAGCAGGUGCUUUAAAAUCCCAGAUGAGCGUUUGGAAGAGGAGUUGACUUAGGAAGUGGAGCUCGCCAAAAGAAGGAUUGAUGAAGUAAACAUGGAGCUUAACCAAGUAAUGGAGCGACUUGGAGAUGCUCGCAAUGACAGGCAGGAAAACAGCCUUCAGCAGCAAAAGGCUGAAAUUAUGGAGAGCAUAAGAAGGCUUUAUCCUCGCUCUAUGUAUGGCAGACUGACCGACCUAUGCCAGCCCACGCAGAAGAAAUACCAGAUAGCUGUGACUAAAGUCUUUGUAAAAAACAUGGGUGUGGACUCGGAGAAGACAGGAAGACAAUGAAUCCAGUACAUCAAACAGCAAAGAGGAGAACCGGAGAUCUUUCCCCCUCUUGACUAUUUGGAGGUAAAGCCCACAGAUGAGAAAUUGAGGGAGCUUCGGGGGGCGAAGCUUGUGAUUGACGUCAUCCGAACUCUCUUCUAAAAGUCUGGUGUGAUCUCUGGGGGGGGCAGUGACCUGAAAGCCAAGGCUCGAUGAUGGGACGAGACACCUGUGCAGAACCUCAAGGAAAAGAGAAGACUAACAGAAGAAUUAAAGGAACGAAUGAAGGCAAAGAGAAAAGUGGUGGAGCUUAGACAGGUCCAGUCUCAGGCUCAUGGGAGGCAGAUGUGGCUGAAAUACUCUGAGUGAUCUGACAAACAAAGACAUCUCUCCCUUAACAUACAGGAACACAAAGCUGAGAAACAUCAUGGAAUAACAUUAAAAUGUUCAAAAUCUGUUUUAGAAAAAAAUAUUUUAGAUAUUACGGUGAAGCAAAACCUGUUAUGAUUUUGUAGUAAAGGUCAAAGCUGGAGAGUGAGCUAGCUAAUUUCGGCCCACGAAUCAAUGAUAUCAAAAGAAUCAUCCAAUCACGAGAAAGGGAUUUUUUCACAUGUGCCAAUAACGUUGAUUUACAUAGGCAGAGGAUGAGGUCUUUGUUGAGUUCUGCAAGGAAAUUGGAGUGCAAAAUAUCAGAGAGUUUGAAGAGGAAAAGGUCAAGAGACAAAACGAGACUGCAAACUUUUUAGAUACCGAGAUAUUAAGCAAGUUGCCUGCAUUAGUUUAACUUUUGCAAAACUCAUUUAAGGUUAGAGUUUGAGACACAAAAAACCCGUCUGGGCAUCCAGCUGGACUAUAAGAAGAACCAGUUGAAGGAAGACCAGGCGAAAGUGAUGAUGUGGGAACAGACUGUAAAGAAAGACGAGAAUGAGAUUGAAAGACUUAAAAGGAGGAACACAGAUAUAUGAAGAUAAUUCAUGAAACAAUGGCACAACUGCAGGACCUGAAGAACCAGCACCUUACCAAGAAGGGAAAGGUCAAUGAUACGAACAAAGAGAUGGAAGAUAUCAGAAAGAAGCUGGGAUCUGCCAAGAAGUCAGAGACUAGACUAUUUCUAUAUCUUAUAACCAGAAUAAGUAUGCACACACACACGUGUGUGCAUUACAAUUUCAGACCUACACAAUGACGUUUCACUAUUUGUGUUAGUCACACUGCACAUUCAUGCAUUUUUUUAUUUUUCAUUAGCACCUUCAUGCAUUUUUACUUGACCUUCACAACAUCAUCUAGAUCAAAUCUAGCCCUUAUUGUGAUGAUGGAUGUUUACAAAUCAUAGGCUAUAGCUAUCUUUUGAGAAGAUUGUUAAAUUAAACUGGCAUGUAUAUGAUGUUGCUGUGUCUUACAGAGUUUGAGGCUGCCCGCAAAAGAGCAAAGAAAGCCAAACAGGCUUUUGAACAGAUAAAGAAGGAGAGGUUUGACUGUUUUAAUGCCUGUUUUGAGUCUGUGGCUAUCAACAUUGAUGAGAUUUACAAAGAACUCUCGCUCAACAACUGUGCUCUUUUUUUCUGCUCUUUUAACCAAUCAAUAACAGUAGAGAUGCUCUGUAUCUUUGGGGCCUCUGUAUCCUGGGGCCAGAGAACCCAGAGGAACCCUACUUGGAUGGUGUUAACUACAACUGUGUGGCUCCAGGAAAGAGACAUGGACAACCUGUCGGGAGGAGAGAAGACAGUUGCAGCUUUGGCACUGCUUUUUGCUAUUCACAGAUGACAUUAAAGCUGCUUUGGAGAACACCAACAUAGGCAAGGUGGCAAUCUACAUUAAGGACCAGUCGGUCCAGAAUUUCCAGGCUAUUGUUAUUUCUCUCAAAGAGGAGUUCUACACAAAAGCUGACUCCCUCAUAGGGGUUAACCCCGAGGUUUGUAUAACCAACAAGCCUUAACAAAUAAACACAUACAAUAAAUCCAGUUCAGCUUUACACUGUGUCCUAAAAUCUGCAUCUACAUUUUACUAAAAUGAAUGCAAAUAAAUUGUCACUGUUGAUGAAAAAAUAACAAGACUAUUAUUAUUUAUUUACAGCAAGGUGACCGUGUCAUAAGUAAGGUGCUGACUUUUGAUCUUUCCAGGUAUCUGAAUGCCAAUCCAAAGAUUUAGAUUUAGAGAAUUAGAUUUUAUUGUCAAUAAAAAUGAACAUCAAAGUGAGGUCAAUUCCAUCAUCAAAACAUUGCGUUUACAUUUUUUCUCAAUAGCCGUGUUGCUAUAUGUAUGCUGUACUGUGCUGUAAUGUUUUCCAAACCCCAAGUAUUUUGUUCUGUGUAUAUGAACGAUAGUGAAAAGCUGUUUUAAUUUAGUUAGCUGGAAAUUCUAGUGCAGUGGUUUUGCCAGGAGUUGUGUAAUGGCAAGUGUAAAACGCAUUAAAAGACUCAGAGAACAUCUUAGUUGCAUUAAUUGUGCCCUGUGGAUUUGAUCAUUUAGUAUUACAAGGUAUAAUACAUUUCUCUCUUUAAGGGAAAGUGUGUGUGUAAUAUUUGUGCCUUUUGGAUUGUACUGUACAUUAUUGUGUCAUGUAUUUUGUUGUCGUUAACGCGGAACAAAGCGAAUAAAUGCAAAAACAAACUCUCUGAGCUUGUGUGUGUGACAUAUGACGUUCACAAUCCCUCAUACAUUAAACUGGUAAGACUCCAUUCCCAUCCUUUCCUCACAUCUAUACUCUCUUGAUGCAUUUUCAAAUGUAUAAGCUACUAGUUACCAGUUUGAGUGAGCUGAGUGCCCUAUAACUCCUUAUAAGAACUUACCUUCUAUAAAUGUUUU